This is a messenger RNA of Solanum lycopersicum (tomato), 1417 nucleotides long. RefSeq names its product phospholipase A1-IIgamma-like. Gene Ontology annotation, biological process: lipid metabolic process. Gene Ontology annotation, molecular function: glycerophospholipid phospholipase A1 activity. The record is from RefSeq and is a predicted model, not a curated record. NCBI's taxonomy places the organism in Eukaryota, Viridiplantae, Streptophyta, Magnoliopsida, Solanales, Solanaceae.
AUGGCUGGCAUGGCUGAAAAAUGGGAGGAACUUAGUGGGAAAAGCAAUUGGGAUGGGUUAGUACACCCCUUGGCUGUUGAUCUUCGUAAAUAUAUCAUUCAAUACGGUGAACUGGCUCAAGCAACAUAUGACACGUUUAUAACAGAGAGAGCAUCCAAAUAUGCAGGAGCUAGCAGAUAUUCGAAUGAAAAUUUCUUUACUAAAGUUGGACUUGACCCAAACAAGUAUGGAGUGACCAAAUUUUUCUAUGCUACCGCAUCCAUUCCACUUCCUGAUGCUUUUAUUACAAGAUCAUUUUCAAGGGAAGCAUGGAGCAAGGAAUCAAAUUUUAUGGGUUAUGUUGCUGUGGCUACUGAUGAGGGUAAAGUUUCACUAGGAAGAAGGGAUAUUGUCGUUGCUUGGAGAGGAACUAAGCAAGCAUUAGAGUGGGUGAAUGACCUUCAAUUUCUACUUGUUCCAGCACCCAAUGUUUUUGGUAAUGGUGGUUUGCUUCCUUUGUUUCAACCUUUGGUGCAUCAUGGGUUCUAUAACAUUUAUACAUCAGAAAGCGCCCGUUCACAAUUUAAUCAGACUAGCGUUCGGGAUCAGGUAAUGGAAGAAGUGAAAAGAUUGGUGGAGGAAUAUAAGGAUGAAGAGGUGAGCAUAACUGUGACGGGACAUAGCCUAGGUGCAUCACUUGCAACUCUAAAUGCGGUUGACAUAGCUUUCAAUGGAAUCAAUAAAACAAGUGAAGGCAAAGAGUUUCCAGUGACUGCUUUUGUAUUCGCAAGUCCUAAAGUUGGAGAUAUCAAUUUUCUCAAUAAAUUUUCCAAACUGAAGCAUCUUCACAUCUUGAGGAUUCAUAAUUUAUUGGAUAUUGUUCCGAAAUACCCACCCAUUGGGUAUUUUGACGUUGGGCAGGAGAUUAUGAUUGAUACGACAAAAUCUCCGUAUGUGAAGCCUCCAGGAGAAAUUGUGAGCUGGCAUUUGUUGGAGCCAUACUUGCAUGGAGUCGCUGGUACUCAAGGUUUAGGACUUUUAGCAGGUUUUAAACUAGAGGUGAAUCGCGAUAUUUCACUUGUCAACAAAGAGUGGGACAUACUGAAAAACGAAUAUUGUGUUCCUGCAUUUUGGUGGACUGAAAAGCACAAAGGAAUGGUUCAACAAGAAAAUGGAUCUUGGCUUUUGAUGGAUCGUGACGAGUAUGAAUUCUGAGGCUGGUAGUUAGAAUUCUAAACAUGAUCACUCAUUGUUUGUUUCCUUUUAUAUAAUGUUUCAAUAAAUGUUUUAAGCUUUGUGGAAAUCACAUCCUAUAGUAUUUAUGUAUUAUGGUUCCUCUUUUCCCGGAGGAUAUUUUAAUUAUUAACAAUAUUUUAAUUACUAUUCUUUUGCUACAACUGUUCUUUUAUCCCUAUUUUAUUAAAUUUCAUCGAAUGCU